AUGACGCUGCAUCUGUUCGGCUGUGCCUUCGUGUGUCUGUCUUCGGUCUGUCGCGCAGUGGACCCCGUGGUGUUCUCUCUGUUACCCAAGUUCUUCCCUCGUCUACUAAGCGAAGUCAACUACUGCUCGUCGACUAGCAACGUGAGCGGCACCAAGGCGGUGCUGCAGUGUCUGCUGGCUGCGCUGGAAGUGAUCACGGACAAGAUUCCGCAGCUCCUGGGUCCGUAUCUGCCUGAUGUGCUUGGUGCGCUCCUGUCGUCGUCGCUGCUCUCGUCUGCGCCUGCGAGCGCCCAAGUGCUCAUGACCGUGGACUGCUGCAUCUUGAACCUAGCGACACGAGCGUGA
Phytophthora infestans T30-4 is the source of this 345-nucleotide messenger RNA. RefSeq lists its product as uncharacterized. The transcript is spliced from 2 exons. The record is from RefSeq and is a predicted model, not a curated record. Bases 1 to 345 code for a protein of 114 amino acids. Lineage: Eukaryota; Oomycota; Peronosporomycetes; Peronosporales; Peronosporaceae.